UAUUGGUUACUUUACACUCCCAUUCCUGGUCCAUGCCGCUGCCGCCUUUGUCCACGCCUGCGAGUGGAAUCCUCAUGCUGUAGAAGCUUUGCAGAGAGAAAUCUGGAAAUGAACAAAGUCUCUCAUCGAUGCCAAGUACACGAAGGAGAUAACAGAGAGUUGAGGUUGGAAGAUGUUGCCGACCGCGUGAACUUGGGCCUCAUCCCCACAUCAGAAGCUGGUUACCCCAUAGCUUGUAAACUCCUGAAGAAAAACUCUGGCGGUGUGCUCCACAUCCACCACAACGUCAACUGCUUUCUGGGCAAGCAAGGAGCGGGUGCAGGGGAUGCCGAGGACAAACCUUGCAGUUGGAGGACGUUGGCUUGGAGGAAGUGGGCGGAGUCAGUGGAGAUUAAAAUCCAGAGUAUGCUUUCGGAGGUUCAUGGUGCCCCGUGGCAGGCUAAGAUCUUGCAGGUGAAGAAAGUGAAGUCCUAUGCUCCUCACGUGGACCAUGUAGUCUUGGAUCUUGACUGCCGACCGUUGUCAGGCCUGUGA
Staurois parvus is the source of this 534-nucleotide messenger RNA. Lineage: Eukaryota; Metazoa; Chordata; Amphibia; Anura; Ranidae. The record is from the annotation of a GenBank genome assembly.